AACACGUCGUUGCCCUCUGCCCUCUGGCGACCACGCCGUCGGGGCAGUUUUCGCCACCGCCCCACACCUCGCCCCACCUCUUCCCUACAACAUCCCCGCCAGCCACCUCCUCGACCUGUGCCUUCAUCUGCACGCGCCGCCCCAGCGGAUCAUCCUCUGCUGCCCCACGGACUGGACCGCGGACUGCCGCCGCCGAUGAGCCCAUCUGAUGGCGGCGCUGAUCCAUCUUCUGGUGCUGGAUGCGGCAACCAUGGCGAAGGAGAAGAAAUCAAUGUACACUACCACCAUCGGCAGGUUGCAGGUAAACCACCGGCCGUUAUGGUGGCCUCCAGGUUGGCCACGAAGAAGUCCUGGAGCAGCGGCGUGUCCAAGAGGAUGCAGAUCGCCAGCCCGCUGCCCGCCGCUCCUCCCCUGCCUUCUCCUUCUCUUCCUUUCCUUCUCCUUCCUUCUUUCCUUUCUCCAUGUUUUCUCACCUCCAGCUCCCUCUCUGUCUCUAUGCAGCGCCGCCUCUAUGGAGACGCCGGAUCCACGCCGGUCGUCCUCGCCUCCCGUUUCUCCUGCCGCUUGCUCCACAUCGUGCUGCGCCAUGGGUGCCAUCCAGAUCGAGCACGGGCACGAGAGGCGCCGCGCUCCCCUCCCUGCACGGCUGCUUUGCCGUCGUCGUCUCGCCCAUCGCCGACCAGCAGAGUGGUCCACUUCCGGCGCCGUAAUCCCGGCCGUCACCUGCGCCUCCCUCCGUCGCCGAUCCGCGGCCCAUUUCCGCCUCUGCCGUGCGUCCGCAGGACACGUUGCCCAGAUGGAGAACAAUUAUCCACCUGGAUAUCCAUUGUAUAAAGAUCUAACAAACACAACGACAGAGGGGAAUGGAGCUCCCCAUCUCCAACAAAAAAAGGCCACUGGUCAGGUGUGGUAUGCCCAAAUGUCAGACGAGAAGAAAGCAGAAUUUCUCCAGAAGCAUCGUUUAGCCCGCCAGGAAAAGAAGGUUGCAGCUCUGGAAAGUGUUGGCACGGACCAGGUAGCACACGCGCCUGCUUCUUCGUCAAGGUCUGUGCAAUGUACUCAUCCGAGUGACAAAACCUACAGACGUAUAAAUGCCUGUGUAACUACAACUCCAUGAGUGCUGAUCUUCAAAAAGGGCAACCCAGUGCAUGUAGCUCCCGGCUUGCGCAGGGUCCGGGGAAGGGUCCGACCACUUCGGGUCUAUUGUGCUGAUCUUCAACUUGAUAAAAAAAAAUAGUCAGACAGAGAAAACAAACAGGUCAAGGUUGGUAUGCUGAGCUAUCAAAUGAGAAAGCAGAAUACCUAAAGAAGUAACGAACGGCUUGGCUACAAAAGAAAGAUGCAGCCGUUGAUGUGAAUGUCGAAGUACCUCAAUUAUCUGACCCACAUGUUUCACUGGGUAAGAACACUUCAUGUCCUAUAAUACAUAUAAUGUACUGAUGGAUAUCUAAUAAUCUAUAGAGAUUUUACUAUAGAUUAUAAUGCUAUAUAUAGAUACAACUCCAGAGUUAAUUCGUUGAGAUAAUAUGACUGUCAAUACAACUUCAAAGUUUUAAAAGGAGCGCAUACUUCUUCUGUGAUAUAGUCAAAAUAGAUGUUACAAACUUAUGGUAAAAUUGACACAAAUGGUCAGUAUGGUUCAUAUUGGCUGUUCUAAGAAUGCCAAGUGAUUUUUGUGAAUCUAACAACUUUCUGUUUCAAAUUUAUCUCUCUUGUUAUUUUCAUCCAAAUUAGUUUAUAUCUAUACUUAUAGGAAGGUUUACAUGCCUGACAAAGCCGGUGCGAAGCCACCACCGAAGGCAGCGACAGUGAGACAGAAUUCAAAAAAUAUCCGUUCAUGUAACCUUUUGACUGUUACAAACAUUUUCUUAAAUUCAAUAAAAAGUUGGGGCAGGGGGGAAACCCCUUUCAUUUCAAAAAAAAAAACAUUUUCUUAGUUAUUCAACAUUGUCAACCUACAUACUAGAGCCGUAGAGCAUGUUCUUGGUCCUUUGGAGGUUCAGAUUCAGCUGGGUUUCCCUUUGGACCGUGCUGUGUUCAAAUUUGAGCAGAACAGGUAUAUGUUUCUCAUUUCUAUGUGUAAAGGUCCAUUUUCUCUUCAGUACCUUUGGGGCAAUUGUGUUACAAAAAUAAUAUGAACAUUUCACACUUGCAUGAACUUGCGGAUUGAUAACGUUAUAUUUUUGGAAGAGAAAAUAUGUAUGAGUGGGAAAAAAUAUGUAUAAGUGGGAAAAUAAUACUCCCUCCGAUCAGAAAUAAGUGGCUAAUUUGAACUAAAACCACGACACUUAUUUCCGAUCGCAGGGAAUAUGUUUUUUCAUUAGUAAAAUGAAGAUAAUUUUUGGGUAUAGCAAGUUUCGAUGAGCAAGCCAGUGCGUAUACGAUGUAAAAUCCAAACUGAAAGGAAAAAAAGAAAACGUGUUUCAUCAUUGAGACAACAGCAAAGUGUUUAUUUUACUUUCAGGGGAUAUGUUCCGGUCUGACAUGGCGCUCGGCGCAAUUCCGCCGCUCUAUCAUGAUGACUAUGCCAUUGCGGAGUCAAACAUGCCGUUCCCGAUCCACCUUCCAUGAGUCGCCAGACAAGAAGUCGCAAAGUUGCUGAACUAUGACAGGUACUAUUUUAGGGAUGUUCAAGAUUCAGCUUUGGGGUUAGGCUUAUUUCCGCAAUGGUUUGAUCAGAGUAGCUGCUAGCUGUUGGGAAAACCUAUUUGCUUGAUGAGGACAAUAAGAUUACAUCAGGCACUUGGGCAUCAUUCAUCCUAAAGUAAUGUGUUCCGUUUGUCUUGAGCUGUUUUUUUUGCUCUGCAACGUCCCAACAUUCAAUCACUGGACUUCUUCCUACCCUAAUGUGUUUGUGAAAGCUUUGCCUAGACCAGUGUCGGAUAAUAUUCCCUGUUUAUUUUUGGUUCAAUUUUCCAUUCCUGGAUCUAACGUAAUUCAUUUUAAGAACUUUUGACCAUUGCAGCCAAGCUUUAAAGAUAUGGUCAAAUCUGCUUAGCAGCUGCCUAUUCACUCAACAGACUGCUAUUAUUCUCAGUACGAGAAUGAAGCCAGAGAGAACAUCCAAUUGUACAAGCAUUGUUUAAGCGUAUAAGAAGUCCUGAGAUAAUUAGAUGUGUCUUUACUAGCUACAUGCACCUGAUGUUAA
This is a messenger RNA of Triticum aestivum (bread wheat), 3148 nucleotides long. RefSeq lists its product as uncharacterized. Bases 209 to 1117 code for a protein of 302 amino acids. Lineage: Eukaryota; Viridiplantae; Streptophyta; Magnoliopsida; Poales; Poaceae. The transcript is spliced from 3 exons. The record is from RefSeq and is a predicted model, not a curated record.